Branchiostoma belcheri (Belcher's lancelet) is the source of this 915-nucleotide messenger RNA. Its product is annotated as tumor necrosis factor ligand superfamily member 10-like. The transcript has 4 exons. Gene Ontology annotation, molecular function: tumor necrosis factor receptor binding. Gene Ontology annotation, cellular component: membrane. The record is from RefSeq and is a predicted model, not a curated record. The coding region runs from base 40 to 894 and encodes 284 amino acids. Lineage: Eukaryota; Metazoa; Chordata; Leptocardii; Amphioxiformes; Branchiostomatidae. Gene Ontology annotation, biological process: immune response.
UUACCGUUCUUUCUUUGUACCACUUAACAUCAGCGUACCAUGUUAUCCAACCGCCAACCGUCCUACAGUAACAUUGGGUGGGACCCUCCAGAUCUUUCACCCCAGACCGCGGAGAAAAAGGCCCAAAUAGGUCUGAAAAGCUCCAAAUGCCCGGUCAUCAUCGCAGUUUCUCUCUGUUCCGUGGUUAACGCCGCUGUGCUGUCGGCUGGGGUCUGUCUGUGGGUGGAGUUUCAGCGGGAAGUCGACAGUCUUCAACAGUCGUACACGAAGCUACAGGAGCGACAGUACCAGCAUGAAGGCUUGAACGAGACGGCACUGCAACUGGCAGUGGAAAGACGCCUGACUGCUCUCCGUGAGCAGGAGGAAGGGACCAUAUGGCUUCCAACAGACAGAGAUACUCCGUUCCGAAACGUGAGCCGGAGAACCCACAAACCAACAGCACAUCUCACGGGCAGUCUCCAGGAUAACUCUCUAGCGGACGACAGAAAAGGCGGCCUCAGCAAGAUCAGGUCCUGGGAGACGAGACAGGGGCUGGCGACGCUCGCUAACGGGAUGAGACACAAGAGAGGACACCUCAUCAUCCCUACUGACGGUCUCUACUUCAUCUACUCACAACUCUACUACCGCUUCUUAAAUCCGCCAAAAACAGAGAGCAAAACCUACCAACUCAUUCACUACACUUACAAACAAAACUCCUACCCCAAACCGCUUCAGAUUAUGAAAAGCGCGAGAAACACAUGUUGGUCUAAGAAUGUAGAAUUUGGGUUGUAUACGUCCUAUCAGGGAGGGGUGUUCAGGCUCCAAAAGGGGGACAGGAUUUGGGUGGCGGUUUCAAACAUGUCCAUGGUGUGUUUGGAGGAAACUUCGAGUUACUUUGGCGCGUUCAUGAUAUAGAAAGGCACAGACCAAAAUCCA